This is a messenger RNA of Diaporthe amygdali, 588 nucleotides long. RefSeq lists its product as uncharacterized. The record is from RefSeq and is a predicted model, not a curated record. Bases 1 to 588 code for a protein of 195 amino acids. The transcript has a single exon. NCBI's taxonomy places the organism in Eukaryota, Fungi, Ascomycota, Sordariomycetes, Diaporthales, Diaporthaceae.
AUGAGGUCUAAGAAAAGGCUAUCAAAUAUUGCAAAUCUUGAGGCUAACCGCGGACGAUCAAAGAUGGCAAGAUUAGGUGAUAGCGACGCGAUGGCACCUCAGCAAGAUGCGCUGCCCGCUCCGAGAGAACUGGACAUGCCCGGCGCGGCGGCCCCUCAGCAAGAUGCGUUGCCCGCUCCGAGAGAACGGGACAUGCCCGGCGCGGCGGCCCCUCAGCAAGAUGCGCUGCCCGCUCCGAGAGAACGGGACGUGUCCGGCGCGGCGGCCCCUCAGCAAGAUGCGCUGCCCGCUCCGAGAGAACUAGACAUGCCCGGCGCGGCGGCCCCUCAGCAAGAUGCGCUGCCCGCUCCGAGAGAACUGGACAUGUCCGGCGCGGUGGCCCCUCGGCGAGAUGCGCUGCCCCUUCCGAGAGGACCCGACACGCCCGACAUGACUUUGGAUUCGUACAUGGACCGUUACGCUCCUGUUCACAGCGUGCUCAAUAUCCCGCUGCCACCUAUCGACUUUACCAAAACUUUCGACCCUUUCAACGCUGUCAUGUCUGACGACCGUCAUGUUAACGAGUCACGGAACCUCCAAUCAUAUUAA